AUGGUUCCACCACUUAGCCACCAUUUGCAGCCGGAGUCCGUACACCCGAGUGCAUCCACACACCCACACACCCGGCGGUCCGUAUAUAAGCCGUGCGGCCGCGCCCCGAUCGCCAAAAUGCCAAAAUUGAUUUUGAUUAGACACGGCCAAUCCGAGUGGAACGAGAAAAACUUGUUCACAGGAUGGGUAGACUGUAAGUUGUCCGACGUGGGCAGAAAGGAGGCUGCUAGAGCAGGAGAAUUGAUCAAAGAAAAGGGCUUGGUGGCUGAUGUUUUGUACACUUCCAAGUUGUCCAGAGCCAUCCAAACUGCCAACAUUGCUUUGGAAGCUGCCGACCAAUUGUACAUUCCCGUCAAGAGAUCGUGGAGAUUGAACGAGAGACAUUAUGGUGCUUUGCAGGGCAAGGAUAAGGCCGCCACUUUGGAACAAUACGGAAAGGAAAAGUUCCAGACAUGGAGAAGAUCGUUUGACAUUCCUCCUCCAACCAUUGAGGACUCUUCUGAGUUUUCCCAGGCCGGGGAUAUCCGUUACAAAGAAAUUGACCCCGCUGCUUUGCCAAAAACCGAGUCGUUGAAGUUGGUUAUUGACAGAUUGUUGCCCUACUGGCAAGACGAACUCUCGCGUGAUUUGUUGGACGACAAGGUGGUUUUGGUGGUGGCCCACGGUAACUCGUUGCGUGCUUUGGUCAAGCACUUGGACAAGAUUUCUGACGAAGAAAUUGCCGGUUUGAAUAUCCCUACCGGUAUUCCUUUGGUUUACGAGUUGGACGCCGAGUUGAAGCCAACCAAGCCAGCUUACUACUUGGACCCCGAAGCUGCUGAGGCCGGUGCUGCCGCUGUUGCUGCCCAGGGACAAAAGAAGUGA
This is a messenger RNA of Meyerozyma guilliermondii ATCC 6260, 864 nucleotides long. It is a transcript of the gene GPM1, whose product is annotated as phosphoglycerate mutase. Gene Ontology annotation, molecular function: intramolecular phosphotransferase activity. The coding region runs from base 1 to 864 and encodes 287 amino acids. Gene Ontology annotation, biological process: glycolytic process. The record is from RefSeq and is a predicted model, not a curated record. The transcript has a single exon. Lineage: Eukaryota; Fungi; Ascomycota; Pichiomycetes; Serinales; Debaryomycetaceae.